This is a messenger RNA of Colletotrichum higginsianum IMI 349063, 1620 nucleotides long. RefSeq names its product Oxidoreductase. Lineage: Eukaryota; Fungi; Ascomycota; Sordariomycetes; Glomerellales; Glomerellaceae. Bases 1 to 1620 code for a protein of 539 amino acids. Gene Ontology annotation, molecular function: nucleotide binding. The transcript has a single exon. The record is from RefSeq and is a predicted model, not a curated record.
AUGUCGUCCGUCAAGAAGCCGGACUCGCCUGUUGCGGUCCCUCAUGGUCAGAACUCGACUCCAAUGCCACCCGAGAAACCUUCCAUGUCCGCUUCGCCACCUCGCAUACUGAUCAUCGGUGCUGGCUCCCGCGGCCAGGCCUACGCUCGCGCGACCGAGACCUCCAGUAACGGCGUCGUUGCCGCUGUGGCUGAACCCCUCGCCUACAAGCGGCAGACAUUCGGCAGAACCUACAUAUGGGGAUCCGACGCUCCGCAUGAAGGGCAGCAAUUCGCCGACUGGGCCGAGUUUGUCGCAUACGAGACACGCCGCCGCGAGAGAGAAGCUGCCGGCCAAGAUGUGCCGCCAGGUGUCGAUGCUGCUUUCAUCUGUGUUCUUGACGAAAUGCACCGCGAUGUUGUCGUUGGCCUUGCGCCCCUGGGUCUGCACAUUAUGUGUGAGAAACCCCUGGCCACGACCCUCGUCGACUGUCUCGACAUGUUCGACGCCCUCAAGCCACCUGCCGGCCAAGGUCCCAAAAACGUCUUCUCCAUCGGCCAUGUUCUCCGUUACAGUCCACACAAUAUGCUACUUCGCAAGCUUCUUCUCGAGGACCGUGUCAUUGGAGAUAUCAUCAACAUCGUGCACACCGAACCAGUGGGCUGGUGGCACUUCACACACUCAUACGUGCGCGGCAACUGGCGAAAUGAAAAGACGACGGCACCCAGUCUCUUGACCAAGAGCUGCCAUGACAUUGAUCUGCUGUUGUGGCUGCUCAGCGCUCCUGUCAAAGCUGGGCAAGGUAGUCCUCAUCUUCCGUCCACCGUAUCAUCAACUGGGUCCCUGCAGCUGUUCAAAAAAGGACGCAAGCCCGCCGCGGCAGGCAACGCAACCAAUUGCUUGACCUGUCCGCUCGGCGACGAGGGAUGCAAGUACUCGGCCAAGAGCGUCUACCUUGGCCCGGAUCUCAAAGGCCUCGGCUCUGGGAAUACUGAUUGGCCCGUCAGCAUCGUGCUUCCCGAGAUUGAAGAUUUCCCAACCGUAUCCGAAAGACACAAAGCCCUGGCUGCCAAGCUUGCCGAAGACUACGAUGAGACCACCCCCCAGGUCGCGGUGGCUUCGCGCAAUUGGUUCGGACGCUGCGUAUUCGACGCAGACAACAACGUCUGCGACGAACAGACUGUGACCAUCACUUGGGAUGAUGCUACAACGGCAGCCUCCGAAACACCCAAGCAGUCCAAAUCAGCCACACUCCACAUGGUCGCGCACACGAAGAAAAUAUGCGAGAGGUACACCCAUAUAUACGGCGUCGAUGGCGAGAUCCAUGCCGAUUCCCGUACUAUCACCAUCGAGGACUUCAACACAGGUGACACACGGUCAUACCACCCGACCAUUGAAGACGCCGGCCAUGGCGGUGGCGAUAAAGGUCUCGCGCGCCAGUUCAUCCUGGCGGUAGACCGAGUCAAGAACCACGGCUGGACUGCAGAGAGGUCUCAGAACGAGUUCAUCGGUUGCUCUCUCGAAGAGGUCAUUCGUUCGCAUGCCAUGGUUUUUGCGGCCGAAGAGGCCAGGACGAGGAAGAGGGUUGUCGACUGGGGAGAAUGGUGGUCGAGGGAGGUUGUUAACACAGAAAGCGGAUGA